Molecule: messenger RNA, 1896 nt
Organism: Acanthosepion pharaonis
Lineage: Eukaryota; Metazoa; Mollusca; Cephalopoda; Sepiida; Sepiidae
Source: the annotation of a GenBank genome assembly
AUGCCAGCACUACAUCGCAAUGACAUCUUUCCGCUCUUACAAGGCACUGAACCAGCUACCGUCGCCGAUAACUUCCUGUCCGACACGUCCAGUCCGCAGCCCGACCAUCCAACCUGCAGCGACCAACGAUCGUCCAGCAACGACCAGCAGCGCCCAGCGAUCGUCCAGCAUCGACCAGCAGCGACCAGCGAUCGUCCAGCAACGACCAGCAGCGACCAUCUGCAACGACCAGCAGCGAUGACCAAUCCGCCCGUCGACUGGACCGGAGCAGGCGCACCACAAAUGCUCUCCGUCGUCGACAUGACCGGAACGACCACACCUCAACUUCCUACCUUCGACACUACCGGAGCUGACGCAACUCAAUAUCUCGUUGUUGAUAUGACCAUUUGCCAACGUUUGUCUUUCUCGCUUGGUAACUUUCAUUUGAUUGUUCUUUAUUCCUUUUACUCUUUUUUCUUCUUUUUCUCAUUCGAUCUUUCUUUCUCCCUUUUUUCUUUUUUCCUUUCUUUUUUCUUUCUUUUAUUAUUUUUUUAUUUUUGUUCGUUCGUUCUUUUUUCUUCUCGCUUUUUUCUUUUUACUUUCUUUCUUUCAUUCAUUCUUUAUUCCCGCGUCUUCUUUUCGUAUAUUCCAUCAUUUUAUCAUCGUCUCUUUUCUUUCUCAUUUGCUUUUCAUUUAUAUUUCAUUCAUUCUUUUUGUUUGUUAUUAUUUCUUUUAUUCUUUCUUUCUUUUCGAUUCUCUUUUCAUCUCGUUCUUUCAAUUUGCCUUUCAUUUACAUUUCAUUAUCAUAAUUUCUUUCAUUUUCAUAAUUUCAAUUUCUUUUUCCGUAAUAUUUCUUUCUUUUUUUUCUCUUUCGGUUUUUUUUUUCCUUUUUUUCUUUCUUUCGUAUUUUCUUUGUUUCUUUUUGUUCGGAUUUCUAUUUUCUUUCAUCGUCAUGCCUUUUAUUCUUUUCUUUAUACUUACUUUUUCGUAUCUUUUCAUCUAUUUUUCGAUUUUUUAUUUUUGCUUCCAUUUUCUGUUUACUUUUCAUUCUUUCAGUUUUAUUUACCUCCAUAUUUCUUUCUUUCUUUUCCUUAUUUACUUUCUUUUGACUUUCAUUUCCUUUUCCGCAAUUCUACUUUCAUAUCGCAUCUCUCUUUCACGCUUUCGGAUUUUCUUUUUCUGUUACGUUUUUAUCAUUCUUUUUGUAAACGUAUUUUUAAUUUUAUUUUUCUUCCAUACUUUUUGCUUGUUCUUUUUCCUUUCUUUCUCUGCCCUUUUCUUUUUAUUAUAUUUCCGUUUCUUUUUCUUUCUUAUUUUUGCUCUUAUUCAAUCGAUUAUAUUUUUUGUUUAAAUGUUCCUUCCCUAUUUUCUUUUGUGUUAUUUUGUUCUCUUUUCUUUUCGUGUUAUUCUGUUAUAUUUUCUUUUCAUUUUUUAUUUCUUAAUUUCUUUUUUUUUUGUCAUUUCUCCUUUCUUAUUAUUUUGUUCUUUUCUCAGGUCUCUUUCAUUAUAAUAUCUGUUAUUUUCUUUCUUUCGUUCUUUCUUUCUUCUCUUUUCCUUUUCUUUUUCUUUUCCCAUUUUAACCUAGUUUCAUUUCAAUUUCUCACUUUUUCCUUUUUAUUCUUUCUUUCUAUGUUCUCUUUUACUUUCUUUUUCUUUUCUCAUUUUUUUCUUCUUUUAUUUUCUUUCCUUUCAUUCUUUCCGUUAUAUUUUCAUUUUCAUUGUCUUUUCCUUUCUUUCGUUUCGUUUCUUUUCUAUUCUUUGCGUUUCUUUUUCUACAUCUCUUUCUUUCUUUCUUUCUUUCUUUCUUUCUUUCUUUCUUUCUUUCUUUCUUUUGUAAUUCUUCUCACUCUCUCUAUCCCUUACCUUACCUUAUUUUCGCCUGUCUUUUCCUCGAUUCGUCUAUUUAAACGCCGCUAA